Messenger RNA from Eruca vesicaria subsp. sativa (arugula), 1095 nucleotides. The record is from the annotation of a GenBank genome assembly. NCBI's taxonomy places the organism in Eukaryota, Viridiplantae, Streptophyta, Magnoliopsida, Brassicales, Brassicaceae.
AUGGAUUCAGGUGCGUGGGAAAUCAUACAUAUACCUGAUAAGCCUGCAUUCCCACCUGAGCAUCAGCCCACUUUGAAGGUGUAUGCGAGUGUAAUCAAACCCAAAUGUGCCAAUACCAUUGUCAGGCAGUUAUGUAAGAUUGCUCCUCUAGAAGAUCUUCGCCAUGUUAAAAGGGUAUGCAAAUAUGCUGCAGUAUCGAAAGAGGAGUGGGAAGAACAAUGUAAGAUAUGGCCAACCUCAUUUCAUCCUCCAACCUACAAUAUAGAUGGCAUUGGUGGUUUCAGUGAGGAGGACACACAAUCAAUCUGCAAGUUUAUGAGAGUUGCCAUUAAUUUGGCAGUAUCUAGUCAUAAGCCACUUGUAAAUGCUGCAGUGAUUGUUGAUCCCUCGGUUAGGCGGAUAAUAGCUAGCGAAACUGAUCAAGUAUAUUCAUCAUGUGGUCCUUGCGACAUGACUACCACUGAGAUCAUUUCCUUCAAUGGAACAGGGGAAUCUAAUCACUGUCAGAGUAUCGAGAAAGAGGCUAACGCUAGUUCGGAGAUAUGCAUAAACGACAUACUUGAGAAAUUGAAUGGUUCAUCGUCUGCUGUUGCUUGUCUGAAUCCCUGGCAAUGGAGUUUGCAGCCAGAUGAUGCUGAUAAAUGGCACCCUCUAAGGCAUGCUUCCAUAGUUGCCAUUGAAUCUUCUGCUGCAAGAGAUAGAUAUCUGUUUCCCCAUUCCUCCGAGAGUUUUGGUAUGGAUCAUUCCCAACCCUCAAGUGCUGAUUCUCCCGCUAAAAAGCAGAAAACAAGCAGUAACAGUCCAGACGUCCAAAAUGACAGCAGAGAAACAGCUCUUAGAGGUCAUUCAAUUGAAAAGCCUUACCUCUGCACUGGCCAUGACAUUUUCUUACUUUGGGAGCCUUGUACUAUGUGUGCUAUGGCGCUUGUGCAUCAGAGAAUAAAACGAAUAUUCUACGCUUUUCCAAACCCCAGGGCAGGCGGUCUCGGGAGUGUUCAUAGACUUCAAGGAGAAAAGAGUCUAAAUCACCAUUAUGCAGUGUUCAGAGUUUUGCUGCCUGGUGAUGCCCAUAAUGCACUUAGGAUCAAGGCCUAA